CUCUUUUCCCUCUUUCCCGUUAAUGCUUCACACUCCAGUCCAGUUGGUGGCGGUAAUACACCAUAAGUUGGCUUGUCAACCGCCAUUAAAUCGUACAAGAAGAAGAAUAAGACGUCGCCGCGAUAUCAUUCACAGCAUGGCUACGUUCAGUUUCACAAGGUGCUUAGUAAGGUCUUACUUUUGCGUUAAAUGUGUAGAUCAUGUGCAAACGCGUUUGCAGACUACUACGCGAAUGUUCUGUGUAUCAGCAUCACGCAGCACUCAGUUCACAGAUACAGAGGUUCAAGAUAUUCUGACCAAAAUCACAGGUCUGGACCUGAAGAAAGUGUUCCAACCCAUAAGACAGCAGCUAACGCCACCUAAAUACAAGCUUAUGACAGACACAGAAUUAGAGGAGGCAGUGCGUAAGGCAGAGGAAGAGGCGAAACAUCUGCUGAAGAUGCCACCGGUCCUGCCUGAGAGGAAGCCUGUAAAUGAUGUGCUCUCUGAAGAUCAGAUGCUAGAAGGCAUGGACACUGCUAAAUACGUCUUCACCGACAUCAACUUUAACGUCCCGCAUCGAGAAAGAUUUAUAGUUGUGCGAGAGCCCAGUGGAACCCUAAGAAAAGCAACAUGGAAUGAGAGAGAUAGGAUAAUACAAGUUUAUUUCCCCAAAGAGGGUCGCAAGAUCACACCACCACCCAUUUUUAAGGAAGAAAACCUUAGGGUGGUCUUUGAACAGGAUAGACACGAAGAUGUGCUAAACCAAUGCGUUGUCCAAUUUGAGCCAGACUCUGCAGAAUUUAAGAAUGUGCUCAUGCUGACCUAUGAGGACAUUGAAAAGCAUGGGAAAUACGAUCUGCUCAGAUCUACACGGUUCUUCGGUGGUUUGGCCUGGCAUCUGGUUAAUGGCCGGCGAAUCGAUGGCCUUCUUGUGGACAUGUUGCAGAGAGACCUAAUGCAGGAUGCGGUGAGGUUGGUGCGUCUGUUUAACUUGGUUCAUCCUCAGAGUGAGUCUGCACAGCAUGCUCAAAGACAACAGGCCACUGACCUGGACCUGCUCAAGAUAUAUGCCCAGUAUGAGUCAAACAGAGCAGGAUUCAUCGAGUUGGCGGUGCAAACCCAUGAACAGACCAAAGCACUGAGCUCUUUUUAAAUACAUUGAAGUGUUAAAACACUGGAAGUACUGUCAUGUAGUUCAAAUGUUGACGUCAAGUUUUGAAAUAUGUAGUCAUUCUGUACAUAAUAAAGAA
This is a messenger RNA of Sinocyclocheilus anshuiensis, 1232 nucleotides long. Its product is annotated as 28S ribosomal protein S22, mitochondrial-like. The record is from RefSeq and is a predicted model, not a curated record. Bases 23 to 1135 code for a protein of 370 amino acids. Gene Ontology annotation, molecular function: structural constituent of ribosome. Gene Ontology annotation, cellular component: mitochondrial small ribosomal subunit. The transcript is spliced from 8 exons. Lineage: Eukaryota; Metazoa; Chordata; Actinopteri; Cypriniformes; Cyprinidae.